GCUCGUGUCGUGGCAGGCGACAGGCGAAUCUGUCCAGUUCGACUGCCUCUCUGUCGUGUUCAAGUGUAAACAAUUCGUGCUCUUUACUUCAACGCUGAGCAAUGCCCAAAGUGUCCACCAUCAUCGCGUUGGUCGUAGGAUGGUCGGUGUUCACCGUACACCUCUAUACCUGGUAUGUGGGCGACCAUCCUAACGACGACGGCGACCAUCCUAACAAGGGCGACCAUCCAAACAAGGACGACCAUCCUAACGAUGACGGCGACCAUCCUAACAAGGGCGACCAUCCAAACAAGGACGACCAUCCUAACGACGACGGCUACACCAGUCGUUACGAAGAGGGGCGGCGACAGAGGGCGCCACAGAGGCAGCACCAGAGGAAGCUGCCCGGGAAGCUUCUCUGUGGGGAGAGCGGGGCGCCGCGCACGGGCAGGCUCUGUCUUAGCAACACAAGUCUCCUUGUCGACGGUAACAACUUGUGGAGUGCCAAGCUGUGCGCGGGCUUGGAGCAGCUCUUCGGCAACACCACCGUGGCCGACCUCGGGGCGGGCCUGGGCCACUACGGCAGGUGCUUCCUCCGCAGGUCAGAGGGCAUACUGAACCACCCCAACAAGGUGGAGAUUGAAAAUAUCAACAAAGAUUACCUGCACCAAAUGGACAUGGCCGGGCUUCUUGGCACCCCUCGGGUCAUCCACUCAUGGAACGGAUGGGACGGAGCGGCGAACAUCGAUGAGUUCACCAACGGGAGGAUAGCGUCAGCGGACCUCUCCAGCCCCGCGACCCUCGGGGGUCCCUUCGACUGGGUGAUGAGCCUGGAGGUGGGAGAACACAUCCCAGAGUCCGGCGAGAAGAACUUCCUGGACAACCUGGUCAAGCACGCCUGCGUGGGGGUGGUAAUGUCGUGGGCGACCCAGGGGCAGUCCUGCCUUAACUGCCGCUCCAACCACUAUAUAACAAGGAAAAUGGGGGUCCGAGGACUGAAGCUCGAUAUGUACGAAACGGUGAAGCUGCGGACGCUUGCUGACCUUCCUCGUUUCAAUAACACUUUAAUGGUAUUCAGAUUUCGAACGCGGAGAUGCUGAGGUCUGUUGUACAUUCUAUGACCAUGAGGCGUUGCUUUAUCUUCCCCAUGCCCACCUCACGCAAUUCUUCUCUGCCCAACUCUCCCAUGCCCUCCCUCCCCAGCCUACCUCUUCCUUUCCCACCUCUUCCCUGCCCAUCUGUUUCCUGCAUGCCUAUCCUUCCUUCCUUCCCGGAGUCAACAUAUCGUAAGGUUCGUGGGGUGAUCGUAGAUUUAGGUUUUAUUCACUUGUAAACAGGUUAUGUUAUUGUAAACAGGUUAUGUUAAAAUACAUGUAAACAGAUUUACGAGCUGAGAUGUAGCGUGAAUAAUCUUCAUAAUAUACUGUGUGGACUGAGUGUUUACUUUAAAACUGAAGUUAGUACGUAAAUAAUAGGUUUUAAUGCCGUCAUGUGAACUCUAUAUCUCAUAAAUUAAUUCAUUCAAUUAAAUAAUGUAAUUAGUGAAGUGAAUAAAUUUGUAAAAUAAGGUUUGACAGCAGUUAUGUGAAGCUUUACAACCUUGUCACCUCUCUGCCAUUUGAGUCACAAAACAGUAAAUAAAA
This is a messenger RNA of Procambarus clarkii (red swamp crayfish), 1622 nucleotides long. RefSeq lists its product as uncharacterized. NCBI's taxonomy places the organism in Eukaryota, Metazoa, Arthropoda, Malacostraca, Decapoda, Cambaridae. The record is from RefSeq and is a predicted model, not a curated record.